Molecule: messenger RNA, 2910 nt
Organism: Naegleria lovaniensis
Lineage: Eukaryota; Heterolobosea; Eutetramitea; Acrasida; Naegleriidae
Exons: 2
Coding region: 1-2910 (969 amino acids)
Biological process (GO): mRNA catabolic process
Cellular component (GO): P-body; exosome (RNase complex)
Molecular function (GO): 3'-5'-RNA exonuclease activity; RNA binding
Source: RefSeq, a predicted model, not a curated record
AUGUCAAAGAAUCAUCAUCACUUCAAGAAGUACACAGGAGGACUUUCCCAGUCAUCCAUCUCCAUGCUCACUUCUAACCAGAGCUUACCUAAUCCUCCUACUUCGGUAAAAUUCUAUGGUGAAUCCUUCUCUCCAUCAAACUCUUCUCAAUCAACAACACCUUUUACUCCCAAAUCUUCUUCAUCACCUACUACUUCCAAUGCUUCACCUGCCACAUCACUAUCAUCCUCCUACACAACCAAGAGCUCGGUUCAAAUACCUCCCAAUGCCAAACCGAUGCUUUCAACUACAAAACAUAUCACUACAACAAUUACACCUAUUACGCAUCGCCCGGAACCAGGAGGAGCUGAUUUUGCAACAUCAUCUUCGAACAUUCUUACUCAACCAUCAAUUCAACAAAAUGAUGGAGCUCGAAAGAAGCUUCAAUAUAUUGGAUCUCGAAUUUAUAAAAAGACAAAUAGUACAUCAUCUGCACUUACAUCAUCAACUCCUUCAGUAAGUUGCCCAUCCUCUCCAAGCAAGAAUAGAAUGAGAGAGUCAACAACUAGCCAGUUUGGGAAGAGGGCUUUCCAUAGCAUGAGUAGCUUUGCUUCUCCUGGCUCUGUGAAUCUCUCAAGAGCAUUCAAAGAAGAAUCCAAACAAACAAACGUCAUUGUUGAAUAUGAUGAUGAAUUUGAACGAAGGUUAGCAAUUAUUACAGGUCCAGAAUCGUUGGACGAGAAUAACAACAAAUGGGUGAUUAUUGACAUUAACGGAAGAAACAGAGUGGUAAACUCAAGUCAACUAACUUAUCAAUUCUCUUCAGAUAAUACUGAUCAAAAUUUCAAUAUUGAUGACGUUCGACAGUUGCAAGCUCAAAGCAGUGCCAUGAUAGAAAAAUUAACAUCAGAAGAUUGUGAUAACAUGUGGAAAGCAUUCCUCCAACGAAAGAGCGUUAAGAUAACGAUAAAAGAUGCUGCUGAACAUUUAUUCCAAUCAACAGAACCUGCCUCCCUUUACUCUGCCUACCGAUUUCUUUACAAAAACCCACUCUACUUCAAACAUACUUCUAAUCUCAAUUUUGAGUGUCGCUCACUUAGAGAAGUUGAAGAGCUCAAACAAAUGGGAUCCAAAGAGAAGGAAACCAUUUUGAAAGAUAAAAUAUUUUUACUUAAAAUCGCUAACCGUUUAUUAGCCACAAACGAAGAAAGAAGUUUAUUCUACAAGCAAUUGCGAAAUAAUAUAAUGAAGGAAAUCAAAGCUAUGCGUCCUGACCUGGAAAUUACUCGAGACUUUCUUGAAAUCGACGAGGAACAAGAUAAAGAAAGACUUUCACUAUUUAGACAGUAUGCGCUGGGAAUGUACGCCAACUUGGACAACAAGAAGAGAGUUUACGAGACCUUUUUCAAACCUCUUGGAGCGGAUGAUCACCUUCAAGCUUUCCGAGUGGCUAGAGACUUGAAACUUUUCACAACACAGAACAUUCACUUGUUGCGGUCAAUGGAGGAUGAAAUGUGUCACAUGAAGGAAGAGGAUAAUUUCAAAAAAUUAGUACACGAGAAUAUUGAGGCAAUAAUUAAUUCCAUAGAUCCAGAUAGUAAGAUUAGAAGAGAUUUACGUCAUCUACCUGUAUUUACGAUUGAUGAAUAUCCAAAAACCACAGAAAUAGAUGACGGAGUGAGCGUUGAAGUACGAGAUGGAGCCACUUACAUGUAUGUACACAUUGCAGACGUAACUCGAUUCAUCAACCAAGGUUCAUCGAUUGACUACGAGGCCCAAAAACGAGUGUCUAGCAUUUAUCUCCCAGAAAGAAAGUUUAACAUGAUAUCAUCGGAGCUGAGUGAAGAUGUUUUAAGUUUAUCUGACAAGAAGGAAAACUAUUCCCUCACUUUUUCUUCAAAGGUUGGCAGUGAUGGCUCUCUAUCUGAAUGGCAGGCAUUUCCUGCAAUUCUUGGCAAGGUUCAAAAGAUUGAUUAUUCUCUUGCUGAUCAAAUUAUUGACAAAACUGUCGAAGUAGACGCAGAGGUUCAUGACGCAUUUCAAUUAAUGCUUCACGUUGCAAAUCUGAGAUUUGCGUACCGUAUGAGAAAAGGAGCUACUCCACCUUCUCUUUCUCCCAAGCCAAAAAUUGAUGUUUCUAACUCUGAACAAACUCUCGAAAUUGGAACUAGUUGGGAGGAACAGGUUAGCUCAUCCAGAAGAUUAGUGCAGGAGUUUAUGAUUGCAGCCAAUGAAAUUGGAGGUCACUAUGCAUUACAACAUGACAUAGCGGUUCCUUACAGAGGAACAAGAACAGUUACAAUGGAUAUUCCUCCACUUCCAGAUGAUGAAAUUGAUCAAAUGCUUUCUCUAACACCAAAAAUAUCAGAAAAGGAUCUAUGUGAUGUGGUUGUUCGAUCCAACAACUCGUUUUUCCCAACUGCUGGAGUUUGCAUCAAUCAAUCUCCCAAAUUUCAUCAAGGUAUUGGUAGUUCAACUUAUGUCCAAGUUACUUCACCAAUUAGAAGAUACAGUGACCUCUUAGUUCACUAUCAACUGAAGGCCCAAAUGAGAGGAGAAAAACAGCCUUAUUCUUGGGAUGAAAUCCAGGAAAUUCUCUUUGCUAUUGAACCAACUACUAGAGCCAUCACAAGCUUGCAAAAAAAGAGUGAAAGGUUCUGGUUGUUGAAGUAUUUCGAACAAAACUUGACCACCCUUUCUGGAAGAAAUAAUAGAUACAAGGCCUUAGUGUUGGAGUCAAAGAAAAAUGUGGUGACAAGCCUCGACCCAGAUGAGCUUCCUUUUGUGUUGUCACUUUAUUUGAUGGAGUCAGCAUUCAGGGCAAGCGUCAAGUCUUCCAACAACUAUGAAGUUGGUGAUUUUGUUGAUGUUAAGGUUUCCUCCGUUUCGCCUUAUAACGAUGAAAUUUGUUUUGAAGAAGUUACAAAAUAA